Molecule: messenger RNA, 399 nt
Organism: Drosophila busckii
Lineage: Eukaryota; Metazoa; Arthropoda; Insecta; Diptera; Drosophilidae
Exons: 3
Coding region: 1-399 (132 amino acids)
Source: RefSeq, a predicted model, not a curated record
AUGAAGUUCUUAACACUUUUGGCAGCGUUCGCGCUCGUCGCUGUCGCCGCCGCACAGCCAGCUACCAAUCGCGCACAGCUGUUGCGCAUACAUCAGGUGACGCGUGAGGAGUACGACGCGCUGCUGAAGCUGGCCAAGGGCAAGAGCACGCUGUCCGAGGCGCGUUUGAUCCACAGCCCGUUGACUGGCAUUAAGGCGCUCGCUGUGAAGGGCAUUGGCCUCUUUGCUGCCGGCUCGCAUUUGAAUAAGAAUGGCUACAAUUUGUGCACAAGCGAGAAGCGUUCGCUUUACUUCACCGAAAAGGUAGAUGAAGAUGAUUCUGAUGAGCAUGAGCAUGGUGGACACAACAAAUUGGUCAAGGCCCAGGUCAGCACGCCUAGGAAACAAUCCAAACAUUAG